This is a messenger RNA of Prorocentrum cordatum, 1827 nucleotides long. Lineage: Eukaryota; Dinophyceae; Prorocentrales; Prorocentraceae. The record is from the annotation of a GenBank genome assembly.
AUGGCGUUCUGUAGACGGGCUGCGGCAAUCAAGCCUGCGGCGUCGAUGUCCACGCAGACCGAGCGACUGCGGGAGGCCGAGGAGCGGCUGCAGGAGACCGAGGCCGAGCUCGAAUCGGUGAGCGGGCGGGUCAACGCGGCGGAGGCCAAGGCGCAGGCUCUGGUGCAGGAGGUGGUCAACGCCCGCGCCGCCAAGGAGAGGCUGCUCGCAGAGCUGGACUCCCGCCGCCGCGGGGCUGGGGGCGCGGGCGCCGCGGCCGAACAGGCUGAGCGUCAGGCCGAGGAGCGCGUGUCCGCCCUGGAGGAGCAGCUGAAGGACGCUGCCUGGCGGGCGCGCCAGGCCGAGGCCGCCUCGGCCGAGCGGCUGGCCGGCCUCCAGGUGCAGCUGACCGGCCUCCGGGGCCACGCGGUGGAGAGCCUCGCUCGCGCGGAGGCGGCGGAGGACCGGGCGCGGUCGGCCGAGGCCCGCGUGGCAGCGCUGCUCGCGGAGCUGGAGGCGGUGCGCUCGGACAACGCCGCGGUGCACAGCCGCGCGGAGUUGGCGAGGGCCGAGCUGGCGCGGGAGGAGAGGGAACGGGCCGAAGAGCAGCGCCGCAAGGAGAUCGCGCAGGCCAAGAGGCAUCGCAGGGAGCUCGAGCAGGCCAAGAAGGAGCAGAGGCUCGCGGCGGAGAAGAAGGAGGAGAUGGAGAGGGCGCAGGCCGCGGUGCAGGAGCUGCUCGCCAUGCGCGCGCAGCCUCCUCUGCCACCGGACGACGCCGCGGAGGAGGCCAGCGAGGAGCUGCUCGCCAGGCAAGCGCAGCCUCCUCUGCCGCGGGACGACGCCGCGGAGGAGGCCAGCGAGGAGCUGCUCGCCAGGCAAGCGCAGCCUCCUCUGCCGCCGGACGACGCCGCGGAGGAGGCCAGCGAGGAGAGCGGCCUCGGGACUUCUGCGGGCGGCGGGGGCUCGCGCGGGCGACUGCGCGUGCGCGGCGCGGCGGUGCGCGGCGGCGAGGAGGCGGCGGUGGAGCUCCACCGCGCGGGCGCGGGUGCGGGCGCGGGCGAGGCGGACGCGGCGGCUCUGGGAGGAGGCGAGGCCGCCCCCGCCGGUGCCCGGCCAGCGCCGGGGGAGGCUGGCGGGCAGCUGCAGCAGGAGGUCGAUGCCCUUAGCGCGGUCGUCAAGGAGCGCAAGACGGCCCUGGCGGCGGCCGGGCUCAGCCCGCAGGAGGUCAACCGGGACCCGGAGGUGGCGGAGAUGGUGUCCCACCUCUUGCGCCUGAAGGAGGAUCUCGCCGCCGCCAGCGCCAGCACCGCGGAGCCGCGGCGAGACGUGGGCGGAGGGGACGCGACCGAGAGCAGCACCCUCUCGGAGGACGAUCCGGCGACGGAGGAGGAGAAGCAGGAGCUGGUGGAAGCCAUCGACGCCCUGCGCACGGCCUUGAAGGAGGAGACGAAGUAUUCGGAUGAGGAUAUAGCGAGCGAUCCAGAUGUACUCGCUUUGUGCGAAAAGCUCCAAGCAAUGGGCGUGGAUACGUCGCACAUCACUCUUCGCAAGAUGGACUUGGGAUUUCAGCAUGCGACUAGAAAGCAGGCCCUCUCGGAGUGGUACAGAAGAAAAUGGCAACGACGACACGGUAUGCUCCCCGAGCAUUUCUUGAACAAGGCUGACGGGAAGUCUUACAAGAAGCGCAAGAAGUUGACCAAAGACUUCAUAACACAGAAGAUACGGCGACUUUCGAAGGCACAGAGAAAGCGCAAGACGGACGCCGUGGAAAAGUCAGCAGAGGACUCGUCCACGACUCUUCCACGACUCACCCCUGACUUUGCCGAUGCGAUCGCGGCGGACGUAUAG